Varroa destructor (honeybee mite) is the source of this 2379-nucleotide messenger RNA. Its product is annotated as lipopolysaccharide-induced tumor necrosis factor-alpha factor homolog. NCBI's taxonomy places the organism in Eukaryota, Metazoa, Arthropoda, Arachnida, Mesostigmata, Varroidae. Gene Ontology annotation, molecular function: zinc ion binding. The record is from RefSeq and is a predicted model, not a curated record.
CACCUUGUCUACGCCCUUUCCGAUACCGCAACGGCCGUCAGAGUUGACAGCAAAACACCGGGCCGCUAUUUUAUAUUAAAUAAACAACUACAGACUAACACACUCGUGGCUGAACCAAAACAGAACCCUCAAAUAUGAGUUAUCCGUGCAACGAUGUUGGACGGCUUCAAAGGACACAUUCACCAUCUCCGGAUGGUGGAUCUGAGGGAAGCGUGCUUCUAAACUCACCACGUCCCUGGCCUGCACCUUCUGUAGCCUACGGACCCCACCAGAUGAAGAUUCAAUGUCCAUAUUGCGCCAUGCACGUUAUGACCGACAUCGAGUACAGCGCCGGCAUGUUCAGCUAUGUUGCCGCGUUCAUCUUAAUGGCUAUGGGCUGUUUUUGCGGUUGUUGUUUCCUUCCGUGCUGCUCAGCGGGUUUUAAGAACGCUGAACAUCGCUGUCCAAAGUGUAAUAACUACCUCGGCAUAUACCACCGAUGCUAAAGGUCCUCAGAUCCGCUACACGUCGAGUCAGAUCGUGUCGAUCGCCCACGACAAGCUUCAUAAAGAAUCUCGUCUGAUUCGCCUGUGACACAGUGGUUAAAAUCUGAUACGCGGGAACUGAUCGAGAAAUCGCCUCUAAUGGUUAACACCAUCGUAGUCGAAUCUUUUCCUAGAUAGGUCCUCAUGGCCGCGAUUGAGACCUACGACUUACAUCUACAAUAUCGGAAUGCCAUCUCGUUACAGACGGACGGGAUUAUCUAUCUAAAUCUGAAUCGAGGGUAUAUAUUUAAUAGCUUCUGACGCUAUACAUAAAGUGAGCUUUUAGUCUCUCUGGAGAACGACAAAUGUCAUUGAGUUAACGUUGCUUUUCUUCUUUAAAUCCAUGUAGAAAAUUGUGCUCUUUACGACCAUCCGUAUUUACGUUGUCUGCUAGCUACACAUAAUACUUGACGUGUAACAUUAAGAUCAGCAUUGAACUAACGAUCUUUUUUACGUGAAUGAUUGCCUGGCUUCAAAGGAUUUUCAGAGCUAUUUGUUAUAGCCGAUAAUGAUUAAUGGGUCACACAGCUCACGAAGCCUGUUUUGCUAGAUCCUCGGUGAAUGGGUAACACACUUUUUUUUGUCGUAGAUAAAACACGUAGAAAGAAUUACAAUAUUUAUUUUAUAGAAUAUCAGCAUCUACCGGCCGCUUUGGUCUGUAAUCUUGAAUAAUAUUGGCACUCAUUGUUUAGGAACAGUAAUUAGGUGACUUUUCCGUUCAGCAUUGACUGUGGAGAUGGUAUUGUCUGGUAUAAUAGACUAACGUAGCAGGCCAGGCAACUUCAGCAGCAUUCGGUUACACGGUGUAUCCAGAAGGGUGGUGACAGAAGUUGUGAAUUCGGAAUAAAGAUAUCAACUUGAAGGCUUUGGGCCUAAACCAAACACCAACCAUAGGCGGUCCUGAGCAAUUUCUAAAGUGUAAUAGUUAAAAAUGUUUCUGGUGUUUUUACGUAACACGUUAGAGAUGAAGAGCUUGGUAAAUAAACAAUAAUUGUAGAUGAAUGGCUAACGGAAUUUCCGAUGCCGAGCUCCUUAUGGCACCUUGUAAUUUUCAAUUUGGGAAUAUUUGCUAUACCGUGAUAUUGACGUUGAUGUUGGCUAUUGGGCAAUAUGGUUUAGGUAAUGUCUAUUCCUCAGUUGUAUCAUAUAGACUAUCCACUUAGCAAACAAGAUAGCAUCUUUAAUCGAAACCCUUUGCAGUACUUAUACUGGAUAUCUGAAGGUCCCCGUUCAUCUAUCAGUACGACAGGUUGCUCUUCGCCGACGUUCUUACUAUAAGGACAUGUUUUUUACAACCCACUUAAAACGCCAUUGAUGUUUGGCUGUUUACAUACACGUAUUUGCAGCAGACAUUGCCGACUAUAUUUGCACACCUAUGUACCUGCAUGGUGAGUUUGGUAUCUAUUUUUAGAAAUUCAUCAACCUACGGUAGAGGGUACCAUCGCAUAAGAGCCGCAAAAUCAGUUAGCCAAAACCCCCUUCCCUCUUUCACGGAACUCACCAAAUGGAGGUUACAGGUCCACGUUGAGGUGGGCAGGUCAGAAGUGGGUAUUACCACGAAGAAAUGUACAACCUAAGCAUUGAACGCAUAUCUUUUAUGUACUGAAUUCGAAACGUGCUUCAUUUGAUGAACAUUUGACUUAGCAUAUUACGUACACAAUCUUUUUGGAGAAUCGAAAAAUCGCUUCGUCAUUUUUUUAAGUGCUCUCGAAAACUUCACGCAUCUAAGCGACAAAAUGACCGAAUUUUCUCCACGAUACUGAUACAAGCCCACAGUCACGUGACAGCACAACAACUUCAUUCACCCGCAUAUGAACAAUGCAAUAGCUUAUAUAAAUAAAUAUAAAGAACAAUA